Molecule: messenger RNA, 1461 nt
Organism: Solenopsis invicta (red fire ant)
Lineage: Eukaryota; Metazoa; Arthropoda; Insecta; Hymenoptera; Formicidae
Gene: Rpt1
Product: 26S proteasome regulatory subunit 7
Exons: 6
Coding region: 16-1320 (434 amino acids)
Biological process (GO): proteasome-mediated ubiquitin-dependent protein catabolic process
Cellular component (GO): proteasome regulatory particle, base subcomplex
Molecular function (GO): ATP binding; ATP hydrolysis activity; proteasome-activating activity
Source: RefSeq, a predicted model, not a curated record
UAACAAAGAGCAAAGAUGCCGGAUCAUUUAGGAGAAGAUAUGCGAAAGGUGAAGAAUGAGGAAGAGAAAGAAGAAAAAGAGAUAAAAUCACUGGAUGAAGGCGACAUUGCUUUGUUGAAGACUUACGGCCAGGGACAAUACACGAAGAGUAUUAAAGUUGUCGAGGAGGAUAUUCAAACGAUUAUCAAGCGUGUGAACGAAUUAACUGGGAUCAAAGAGUCUGAUACUGGCCUGGCACCACCGGCACUUUGGGACUUGGCGGCUGACAAGCAAACUCUGCAAAAUGAACAACCCUUGCAAGUGGCGCGUUGUACCAAAAUCAUAAAUGCGGAUUCCGAUGAUCCAAAGUACAUAAUAAAUGUGAAACAGUUCGCGAAGUUUGUAGUUGACUUGGCAGAUUCUGUAGCGCCAACGGACAUAGAGGAAGGUAUGAGAGUAGGAGUCGAUCGAAACAAAUAUCAAAUUCAUAUUCCAUUGCCAUCGAAAAUCGAUCCUACUGUGACGAUGAUGCAAGUGGAAGAGAAGCCUGAUGUUACUUACAGUGACGUUGGUGGCUGCAAGGAGCAAAUCGAGAAAUUGAGAGAAGUCGUCGAGACACCACUUUUACAUCCGGAGAAGUUUGUCAACCUGGGUAUUGAGCCACCGAAAGGUGUUUUGUUAUUUGGACCUCCAGGUACAGGAAAAACUUUAUGUGCUAGAGCAGUAGCAAACAGGACAGAUGCCUGUUUUAUUCGUGUAAUUGGUUCAGAAUUAGUCCAGAAGUAUGUUGGAGAGGGUGCUAGAAUGGUAAGAGAACUAUUCGAAAUGGCGCGAAGUAAAAAGGCCUGUUUGAUCUUCUUCGAUGAAAUUGACGCCAUUGGUGGUGCCCGUUUCGAUGAUGGUGCCGGCGGCGAUAACGAAGUCCAACGUACUAUGCUGGAACUAAUUAACCAAUUAGACGGAUUUGAUCCGCGAGGCAACAUAAAGGUUCUAAUGGCGACAAACAGACCGGAUACAUUGGAUCCCGCGCUAAUGCGACCUGGUCGUCUAGAUAGAAAAAUAGAAUUUGGAUUGCCUGAUCUUGAGGGUCGCACGCAUAUCUUUAAAAUUCACGCGCGUUCGAUGAGCGUCGAGAGAGACAUCAGAUUCGAAUUGCUCGCUCGUCUGUGCCCAAACAGCACAGGCGCUGAAAUACGAUCUGUCUGCACCGAAGCCGGCAUGUUCGCGAUUCGGGCACGGCGUAAAGUCGCCACAGAGAAGGAUUUCCUCGAGGCGGUUAAUAAGGUUAUAAAAUCAUACGCCAAAUUCUCCGCAACGCCGAAAUACAUGACCUACAAUUAGAAUGCAUCCACAAUUUGUUUAAUUUUCAUGUUCGAUAAGUUGUCAGCGCGACGUAUAAAUCUAAUUAUUUCUAUCGAAUCAGUCAAGAUGCUACUUUAUCUUCGAGUAGAAUAUAUAAUAAACGUUGUUUUCUGGUAUAAA